This is a messenger RNA of Topomyia yanbarensis, 222 nucleotides long. RefSeq names its product ubiquinol-cytochrome-c reductase complex assembly factor 6 (gene sloth2). Gene Ontology annotation, biological process: mitochondrial respiratory chain complex III assembly. The coding region runs from base 1 to 180 and encodes 59 amino acids. The transcript has a single exon. NCBI's taxonomy places the organism in Eukaryota, Metazoa, Arthropoda, Insecta, Diptera, Culicidae. The record is from RefSeq and is a predicted model, not a curated record.
AUGCCGGCCGGCGUAUCGACAAAGGAAUACGUGAAGUUCAUGGCAGCUGCCUUUCUGGCAAUGUUUGCCGGUUCACAGGUCGUUCACAUCUACUACAAGCCUUUGAAGGAUUUGGACCACUUUGUGAAAAAAGAAAUAAUGACUCAGCACCUCCGGGAAGUGAAAAACCCGGAUACAUAAGGUAGCAAUUAUUACUACAAUAAACGUAUAUUAGACCACAUA